AUGGUACAUGUGGUUGUUGCUGAUGAUAAAAAUGACAGAACGAAAAUAUUCACACAUAGUGGAGAGUUUAAAUUUGACAUAAAACUAGACAGACCAUUUGAUGUGGCUGUGUCACAGACUAGUAACCUGUAUAUAACACCACGGGAUGAUGGAUGUGUGAAAGUGUACUCCACCAGAGGUCAGCAGGUGACAACCAUGGGUCGUGGUACACUUGAGGGUCCACGCGGUAUCACACUGAACAACCAAGGUCAUGUAAUGGUUUGUGACAGUAGAAAGAAGUCCAUCUUCACAUUCCAUGCAGACAGCGAACAGCUCCUGAACACUAUUCCACUCAGCAUGUGUGAAAACCCCCGGUACAUCACAGUAAACGGUGUGAAUGAUAACAUUGUGAUAUCAGACAAUUGCCAACACUGUGUACAUGUGUUGUCAACUACUGGUGAUCAGCUGUACCAAUAUGGCACAGAAGGAAGUGGUUAUGGUGAGCUGAAUGGACCAUGUGGAGUGUGUACAGACAGCUAUGGCCACAUUUUUAUUGCUGACUGUAAUAACGACAGGGUAGUGGCAUUGAGUCCCCGGGGACAGUUUAUCAGAUACAUUGCCACUGAGGAUGAUGGGUUAGAGAGUCCAAGAGCAUUAGCCAUCAGCCCUGCUGGCAUGCUGAUGGUAGCAGAGGCAGACGGCAAAGUUAAGAAAUGUCAGUACUUACAAUAACAACUGAUCACUUUAACACUGAUGAAAAUAUAUCACAAAAGUGAUGUUUAUAGAAACCUUAUAUUACCACUGAUAAUGAUCGAUAAUGAAGAGAGGUUGUAGGAACCAGAAUGUGGGGUGGACAGCUGUGAUAGCAGACUGAAAGACUAUGUAUUUAUAUAUGAUACCUAGAAGAUAAUUUUCCCAUUUUUGAUAAAGUAAAUAUUUUCUUAUGAAAGGAAAACAGUUCAGUUAAGUUUGCUCAAGCUCUAGGCCUACCUGUACAGGAGACCUGUUGAUACGUAACAUACAAAACCGGAUGAGCAGGGUUCCUAAUGUCAUGUUGAACAUUGCAAUUAUAAAAUUCACCGUGCCAGAAAGUACAGUAAUUCAGCACCAUUGAACCAGUAUGGAUCGAGUACACUAUAAAAUAUUGUGGUGUGCUCGCAAAUAUUAUAUGCAUAUAAAUUUAUAU
Messenger RNA from Lingula anatina, 1165 nucleotides. Its product is annotated as tripartite motif-containing protein 3-like. The record is from RefSeq and is a predicted model, not a curated record. NCBI's taxonomy places the organism in Eukaryota, Metazoa, Brachiopoda, Lingulata, Lingulida, Lingulidae.